Molecule: messenger RNA, 996 nt
Organism: Drosophila nasuta
Lineage: Eukaryota; Metazoa; Arthropoda; Insecta; Diptera; Drosophilidae
Product: fumarylacetoacetate hydrolase domain-containing protein 2
Exons: 3
Coding region: 54-935 (293 amino acids)
Molecular function (GO): catalytic activity
Source: RefSeq, a predicted model, not a curated record
UUUCGUUUUGUACCAAUUGGAGCUCAUAAAGUCGCUCCAUCGAACAGUUAUAAAUGUUGGCCGCUAGAAUGCGUUUCGUGCAAUAUUUGCGUAAAGGUGACCUCGCCAAACGUCUUGGCCUCUUGGCCGACGAUCAAAAAAGUCUUGUUGAGCUUUCGGGCGUCGAGGGCGUGCCUUGUGACUUGAAAACUUUGAUUGCACAAAGUCCGAAUCUCGAGGAGCUGUCGAAAAAGGCUGAAAAGCAACCGAAGCUAGCGAUCAACGAUGACGUCACAUUGCUGCCUCCCUUAACCGAUCCUGGUAAAAUCAUCUGCAUUGGCCUAAACUAUCAGGAUCAUUGCGAUGAGCAAAACAAACCGGCACCCAAGGAACCAAUGUUCUUCAGCAAGUACAACAACACGCUGGUGGGCCCCAAAGAUAAUGUCAUCGCGCAUAAAGCAUCUGACAAAAUCGACUGGGAAGUGGAGCUGGUAGUUGUCAUUGGAAAGGUCGCUCGUCAAGUGGCGAAGGAGAAGGCCUUCGACUAUGUCUUUGGCUACAGCGUUGCCCAAGAUAUUUCCGCACGCGACUGGCAAAAGGAACGCAACGGCGGCCAGUUUCUGCUAGGCAAAUCCAUGGACACCUUCUGUCCCUUGGGCCCAGCUGUGGUGCACAAGAGUCUGGUGAAGGAUGUAUACAAUUUGCCUCUGAAAACAUGGAUCAAUGGCGUGGAGAAGCAAAAUGGCAACACGGGCAACAUGAUCUACAAGAUUGACGAUGUCAUCAGCCGCCUCACUGAAUCCAUUACUUUGUUGCCGGGUGACAUCAUCUUGACAGGCACACCAAAGGGUGUGGGCAUGCAUCGCAGUCCACCAGAGUAUCUAAAGCCCGGAGAUGUUAUCAAGACUGAGAUCGAAGGUCUGGGCACGUUAACCAACAACGUGGUUGCCCCUUAAAGAAAUAUUUGUUGUUGAUUAUUAAUUGUAAUUAAACGAAUUGUUUUGCAUUUUAUCCAAA